Molecule: messenger RNA, 859 nt
Organism: Impatiens glandulifera
Lineage: Eukaryota; Viridiplantae; Streptophyta; Magnoliopsida; Ericales; Balsaminaceae
Product: IQ domain-containing protein IQM4-like
Exons: 3
Coding region: 44-511 (155 amino acids)
Molecular function (GO): protein binding
Source: RefSeq, a predicted model, not a curated record
UGUCAAGUCAGGAAGUGGCUGCAAACCUGUAAGUGUUGACAUUAUGGAACAAAGUCCUUCAUUCAAGAGUUUAGUUCAAGACACAAUGUAUUCGGACAGCCCUGUAUUAGUUCCCAGGAAUGAAGAUAAUGAUGAUUCUUCAAUUUCCCUUACGAAACUGUCAAUAUUCUUAUCGACAAAACCUGUUCGCGAGCUUGAUGAUGCGGCGGUUAAGGUUCAGAAAGUGUAUAAGGGUUAUCGCACGAGGAGAAACCUUGCUGAUUGUGCAGUUGUGAUUGAAGAGCUCUGGUGGAAAGCUUUGGACUUUGCAGAGUUAAAGCGCAAUUCAGUUUCAUUUUUCGAUGGUGAAAAGCAUGAAACUGCUGUUUCGAAAUGGACUAGGGCUAGGGAUAGGAUAAAAGCUUCCAAGAUGGGUAAAGGAUUAUGCAAAGAUGACAAAGUUCAAAAGCUAGCUCUUCAGCAUUGGCUUGAAGAUGUAAGUUUUCCAAUUGAAAAAACUAUGCUAGUCUAAAGAAAAAGAUCUAUAAUUAUUUUCAAAAAAGUGAACUCAUGUUUGUUUAUCACGCAGAUUGACCCUCGCCAUCGAUAUGGACACAAUUUGCACUUGUAUUAUGAUUUAUGAUUCAAAAGUCAGAGCGCUCAACCGUUCUUCUAUUGGUUGGACAUUGGAGAUGGGAAGGAACUAAAUGUUAAGUCAUGCCCAAGGUCCAAGGUCCAAGCUGAAACUGCUGUUUCAAAAUGAACUAGAGCUAAGAUAAAAGGUUCCAAGGUUCCCUCUUUUUCCCAUCUUGAUUUCAUAUGUUAGAUGAGAAAUGGGGUUUAAUUUAUAAAAUUUUAAUUCUUCUAGGUGGGUAAAGUU